This is a messenger RNA of Coregonus clupeaformis (lake whitefish), 2825 nucleotides long. Its product is annotated as phospholipid phosphatase 2. The transcript is spliced from 7 exons. The record is from RefSeq and is a predicted model, not a curated record. Lineage: Eukaryota; Metazoa; Chordata; Actinopteri; Salmoniformes; Salmonidae. Gene Ontology annotation, molecular function: phosphatidate phosphatase activity. Bases 391 to 1293 code for a protein of 300 amino acids. Gene Ontology annotation, biological process: phospholipid dephosphorylation; signal transduction; phospholipid metabolic process.
UCUGGGGAGUGGAGAGUGAGAGAAUGUAAACGCACACACACCUUCACUAGGAAAAAGUAGCCCAUUCUCAAUUUUCCACAAAGGAAACGAUUUCAUUUUUUUGUUAUCUCUGCUUGCGUGUGGACAAUGCGCUACCCACACAUUUCCGUGCGUUGACAGCGCUGGACACUCAGUGUGUGUGGUGUAGACUGCAGUCGCGUCUUUCCCCGACUCACCUAUAGAGCGUAGGCCUAAACAGGUAGGCCAGGUAGGCUACGGGAACGAAAUCCGGAAGAACAAGCAAAUCUCUUUGUUCACACUAUUUUUUAUCUUACCUCUGCAACUAAACUUCUCCCAAUAACGUUUAUGCAAUUUUGAUCAUUCUUCUUCUGAGAAAGUAGAAGAGUGAAGAUGACGGAACUACCAGUUCACAAGAAAAAUAUGCUGAUUCUAGUUGAUGUUCUCUGUGUGGUUGUCGCGGCCCUUCCGUCAGCGGUCUUGACGUUGAUGUUCAGUCCGUACCAGAGGGGUAUCUACUGUGAUGACGAGAGCAUCAGAUAUCCUUACAGAAGAGACACCAUCUCUCACAGGGCAAUGGCUGCAGUCACCAUCACCUCCUCCAUGGUCAUAAUAACUACAGGAGAAGCGUACCUGGUGUACUCCAAGCGUCUCCACUCCAACUCUAACUUUAACCAGUACAUGUCAGCUCUCUACAAGGUGGUGGGGACCUUCCUGUUUGGAGCAGCUGUGAGCCAAUCACUGACUGACCUGGCCAAGUUCACCAUAGGCAGGCCACGCCCUAACUUCCUGUCUGUGUGUAAUCCCACGGUGUGUUCUGGGUACAUGCUGCAACUCAACUGUACUGGCAACCCUCGAAACGUCACAGAGUCCAGAUUGUCGUUUUACUCCGGACACUCUGCCUUCGGGAUGUACAGCAUGCUGUUUCUAGCGUUGUAUGUGCAAGCCCGUAUGCAGGGGAAGUGGACUCGUCUGGUCAGACCCACAGUGCAGUUCUCCCUCGUGGCGUUUGCGGUGUAUGUUGGAUACACACGGGUUAGCGACUACAAACACCACUGGAGCGACGUACUGGUGGGACUGCUGCAGGGAACUCUCAUCGCUGUGCUCAACGUUUGCUACGUCUCUGAUUUUUUUAAGCUCCGCCCCCCUCCUCGCUGCCUACGACCAGAGACAGCUGAAGACGAAGACCUAGAGGCCAAACCUGGCCUGAACACAGACACACAACUACACAACUACAGCCUGAACAGAGACACACAACACAACAACCACUACAACUACACCACUACCACAGCCUGAACACAGACACACAACUACACAACAACCACUACACAACUCUACACAACAAUCACGGCAACCAUGGGGCAGUGGCGUAGACAGAAAUUCGGUGGGUGGGCCUUUAAAAAAAAAUAUUAUAAUGUUUUGUUGUUGUUGGGGAAAGGAGCUAACUUCCUGUAAUUUUGCCAUGGGGCAAAGAGAGAAAUGUGCAGUAUUAUAGCUAAUCUCAUGCUAUUCUACAAAUUUUGCCGUGAGACUGAAAGAAAAUGUUGCUGUUUUGAAAGCUAAUUUCAUGCAAGUUUGCCAUGGGGCAGAGGAAAAUGUGCAGUUUAAUAGCUUGCUAUGAAUUGGUGGUGUUUACACGUUUAGGUAAAAAGACAGAUAAUUAGAGCCCGACCGAUAUUUUAUUUUUGGGUCCGAUACCAAUUUUAGGGAGGUAGAAGUCACAGAUAUUGUUUUUUAGAGGUUGAAUGAAAAACUAAUUAUUUUUUUCACAAACUGUGCUUCAAAGGAUUAACAGGUACUCUAAAUGAUGAUUUCUUAACUAAAUAUUAGAAUUAACAUUAUUUAAGAACAUUGUAUUUGGUUUACAGGAUAUCCACCAAAAAUCAAUUAUAUUCUCUAUAAAUAUGACAGUGAAUACAAAACUUGUUUAGUUGACCUUCUUAGGUCAAAAUGUCUAUCUAUGGCAGUGGAUAAGAAGUAUGAAAAAGUGUUUGUGCUAAACCACCGUAAGGGUGAGUAGAUUUAAUACAGUGUUUACAACAGUCAAAUGUCAUGUAAACAAACACUUUAUGGCAACCUUGCAAUGAGAGUACGUUAUGACAAGCACAAGCUAGCUGUUCAUUACGACAAUGUUUUCUUACAGAAACCAUAUGUACAUUACACUGUUAUUCAAUACAAAAUGUAUUGGCUAUAAAUUUCAACUGCAAAUGGCAUGCGCUGAUGACUGAAAAUGUUUAUACAGGCAAAUUCUUGCUGCACUGGUUUUUGUCACAUUCUAGUUUAGCGAGCUAGCUAACAUUAGCUACUUAUCUCAUAAUGAAUGCAAGCACAUGGCCUGAAUGAUAGACCUGUGCCACCUGUCUUGCUUUUUGAAGAUUGCAUAUUUUGGAAAACUAACUAAAUUAGCCCACUAGCUAACAUAAUAGGCCCUGACAGUAUCAGUGUUCUUUUUGUAUCAAGGACAAGUGUUUGCUUUGGCGCCAGUCCAGUGUUGGCACAUACAUAGCACAGAUUGCUAGCUAAGCUAACUACCUUGCUGGCUAGCUAGCCAGCUAACGUUAACGAAGUGAGAAUGUGAUGAGGACAGGGCUGCUUGCUUGGUGAAGUGUACUUUUGAUUAUUUACUUAUGCUGGCUGUGGCAAGCUACUCACCGUCAAACCACCAUGCCUACUGUCUCUCACAUUGUGGCCUAGGGCUGAAUGAUGUUUAAUGAGAUGCUGGUAGAGUGCCCUCUUCAGGCAACCAUUGAAAAUGGAGCAGACGUAUUUGUUUAUUCUAUGUAUAUAAUAUUGGCGCUUUAUCUGUGGAAUAAAGGCCGCUAAAAAUA